Caenorhabditis remanei is the source of this 1494-nucleotide messenger RNA. RefSeq lists its product as uncharacterized. Gene Ontology annotation, biological process: peptidyl-threonine phosphorylation; peptidyl-serine phosphorylation. Lineage: Eukaryota; Metazoa; Nematoda; Chromadorea; Rhabditida; Rhabditidae. The transcript has 9 exons. The record is from RefSeq and is a predicted model, not a curated record. The coding region runs from base 1 to 1494 and encodes 497 amino acids. Gene Ontology annotation, molecular function: ATP binding; protein serine/threonine kinase activity.
AUGGAGACGCUUGGACGUGUUUGGAACCGUUUAUCCAUCAGGCGGCCUACAAUAGCCACACCUGAACCUGUAGAAGAGGAGGAUGAUAUGACGCCAGAAAAGACUCGAGAAGUCUUUCAAAUGUUCAAUGGGACACCAACAAGAAGGAAAAGUGAAUCAGCUCACCACCAUAGAGUGGUCCUCAACCAACUUCAAAAUCAUCCUCCAAGAAACGCAACUCAAAGUCCACAAAGACAACCAAGACUGUCUGAAAGUUCAGCAGACGUCCCUGCAAGUGCUAUCAGACGCAACUCAACGGAGACCCACGUAUUUGGAAAUCGAGCUCACAUUCAUCGAGAUAUAAAUGUGCCAGCGUGUUCCAACGAAGACGAACGCAUAAAUACCGCCAGAAGAAAUAGUCUAUUUGUGAAACGAGGAUCCGUCACAAUGGAGCCAAUCAAAAAAGUUGAUCUUGAAGAAGUCUACACAGUGAAUAAACAGCUGGGAACCGGCCGAUUCGGAUUCAUCAAACUUGCAGAGCACAAACAAUCGAAGCAAAGAAUCGCAAUCAAAUUUUUCCCAAGACCUCAAACAAAGCAGGCUGACUUUGUCCGCGAGUACAAUUAUUCAUUUUUCUUGUCUCCACACCAGAAUAUAAUUGAUACAUAUGAGGGAAUGUUCCAGUCUUCAGAUGACACUGCAUUCUUUUUUGUUCAAGAAUUCUGUCCAAGAGCAUCAUUAAGAGAGGCAGUUGAGGCAACAAACCAAGCAGGAAUUGGAGAAGUGAAUACAAAAAAAGUGUUUGCCGCAGUGCUAUCAGCGAUCGAGUUUAUGCAUGAUGAGAACUUGGUGCAUCGGAAUCUUAAAGCAGAGAACAUUCUUAUUUUCGACGCAAACGACUAUUCAAAGGUAAAGGUCACCGAUUUCGGACUGACUCGCAAAGUUGACACCACUGUCAAAUAUUUGGAAUACGUCAACAAUUAUCAUGCCGCCGAACUUUGCGAUACAGUUGUGAACGAGAAGUUGGUGGUGAACAAGAGCACUGAUAUUUGGGCACUUGGUAUCAUUUUCUUCUACUGCAUGAAAGGGAAAUUCCCAUGGCAAAAAGCGUCAAUUAUGUGCAAACCAUAUUGGGAGUGGGAACAAUGGCUAAAGAGGAAAAAUCCAGCAUUGCCAAAGAAGUUCAAUCCGUUCUCAGAGAAAGCAUUGAAACUUUUCAAGAAAUCCCUCACUCCAAGGUUCAAAGAUCGAUGGACUGCAAAAGACAUGCGAAAGUGUCUAGCUAAAGAGAAACUCCUCAAAUCAGUCAAGAGACCAGAUGAAGAUUACUAUGUAAUGAUUGACACUGCAUCCAAAUCCCGUCCAUCCGCUGCAUCCACUUCUGGUGAGAAUCAAGAAGCUGGUGCUCCACCGGCAGAGCGGAAGCAAAAGUCAACGCUCCAACAAUGGAUUAGUACAACCUUAACUGCCAUGGCAGAAAUCAGCGAGCAAGUGGUGUCAGCUAGAGACGACUAG